Cyphellophora attinorum is the source of this 474-nucleotide messenger RNA. RefSeq names its product Secoisolariciresinol dehydrogenase. Bases 1 to 474 code for a protein of 157 amino acids. NCBI's taxonomy places the organism in Eukaryota, Fungi, Ascomycota, Eurotiomycetes, Chaetothyriales, Cyphellophoraceae. The transcript has a single exon. The record is from RefSeq and is a predicted model, not a curated record.
AUGAGUAAUCUAGCACAGACCCUAUCCAGCCGCCUGCAGGGCCUCACCGCCAUCGUCACCGGCGGCGCCAACGGCAUCGGCGCAGCAACAGUCCGUCUACUACGAAGUUGCGGCGCGAACGUCGUGAUCGCGGAUCUCGCAUCUUCAAGACAAUCUGCAGCAACAUUGAUAGAGACCAUGGGACCCGGAGAUCGUGACCACUUGCGAUUCAUCGCCACAGAUAUAACGAAAUGGGACCAAGUGAGACACUUGUUCGCUGAGACUCGCAAGAGCUACGGUGAUCCCCAUCUGGUAGUGGCCAACGCUGGGAUCAUGGAGAGUAGGGAUGUGCUGGAUGUGGAUGAUUGCACCCAGGGAGAAGAUGGUGGCGGGCUCCGAGAGCCCUUGGAGGCAUACCGGGUGUUUGAUGUCAAUCUGAAGGGGACUUUUAACAGUGAGUUGCACCCAACUACUCGGGGAGAAUUUGGAAGUUAA